CCCACUUUCAAUUAUGGCAGCAGUUCGUUAUUUACUUUCAAUUAUUUCUAAAACAGGAGGGUUGAAGGAUUCCCUAUACGCUGAUCAUCUUUGCGCCCCUAGUCCCCGUAUAUGAGCGCGCAAAGACUGUGUCCAGAUCCCUCUGUUCAUCGCUAGCUGCCUCAAAUACGAACGAGCCAACCCCUGUCCAGAAUCCCUAGAAUGUUUCCAGUUUGCCCAACUGCCACAAAUUUUGGCUGCUAGGUUUUGGUCCAACCUUAGCAAUAUUUUUGUUUAUGUCAAAUCCUUAUUGUGUCUGAAUUAAAUCUUGGAAAGCCUAAGGCACAGGUAGAAAUAUGUAUCAAGUUGACAUCAAACGUGAAGAAGGUGACACAAAACACCCACCUCUACUUGCAACAACUGCGGGUGAGGGUUCAACCAAUGUGGGGGGGCAAGAAGGCCAAGGUGCUACAAAGAAGCAACUAGAUUCAAAGGUAGAUUUUUUUUAAAGCUCCUGCUUUUGUAGCCUGUCUAGCCAGUGUGCUCUGUUAGCUGUCUUAGCAUUUUCUUUUUUCUUGUUAAUGUGAUAAAAGUUGCAUGUGUAUAGUGACAUUAUUCUUUGAUGAUUAAUAUGUGAUGGAAAAUGGCUGAUUUACAUUGUAUGGUUACAUCAGUUGGCCUAAGUUUCUUCCUCUUAGAUUCCACCAACUCCAUUUGCACAUAUUUUUUCAUCUUUUGUAUUAUCUUUAGUGCGAGUAUUUAUUCUUAGCUGCUGUCAAAGGUUCAAGGCAUUUCAGUCUUUUGGCUUUGUUGUUUAGCUUCUAUAGGCGGUGCUUUAUAUUUCUAAAGAUUAAAUGCAAAACCAAUGAUCAUUACAGGUAACUAAGUACUAGAGAAUGUUUUUUUCAUCUAAUUUUAAAUAAAGAUAAACUUCAUUUUUGGGGCUCAGACCUACGACCUACAGGGUUACUUUAUUAAGGUCAGGUGGUCAUUGCAAAAGUCCACAUGGGUUCCAUCAUCUAACAUAGCAGAAUCUGUAAUUGAAUCUUAAGGUGUCUUUGCAGCCAAAGUUGUGAACUUUGCUGUUAGGGUUGCAUGUUGUUGGGGUCGAUGUAUUAACAUUCUACACAAUACAUAUAUUCUUCUGGUCACGUGUAUUCAAUACAAUUUGGCAUCGUUGAGAGUUGUUCACAUUGUUGCAAUCAUCUUUCAGAACGGUAAUUUAUCAAGAAAAGACAUGUCUUUUAUCGCACAAGAAGUAUCAUCACACACUUGUUUCUAAAUGGUAAUUUGCUAAGUAAAUUCGUAUAUGUACUGAAUAGUGUGAAUACUGAUUAAACCCAACUCACUGCUUUUCACUUGCAAGGCUGCAUUCGUACAUGUUUCUGCUCAGACAGACAUUUAAAACUUAGAAAGUAAACAUGGAGAGUACAUAAUUUUCAGCAGGUAGAGUGAUGGAAUCUGGAUAUGGAAAUUGUACAGCUGUGAACUUAGUAAUGGGUAGAUGAUUUGUGAUGUUUUCAUAUUCAAGGUUGUCACGGCGGCUUUGCGAGGCGCGACGCCGGUGAACUGCCUCAUCGCCUGGAUGACUAGGUGACCGCUUAGGUGAUACUUAGGCGACAAGUAAAUAUAAUAUAAAACAUAAUACGUCAAUUAGUACUUCAUCAUAUUAAUUUAAAAUGGGAGUCCGAUGUAUAUUUACUUUCAAUGAAACUACAAAAAUUUAGCAAAAUGUAGUAAUGUGAUUUAUGUGGCUGAUUUUUAUGGAAAUGGGGAAAAAAAAAUCAUUAAGGGAAAAGAGUAACUGCAAAGAUAAAUAAAGAAACGAAAAUGAAGAACAAGGAAGAAAGAGAGAAGAAAAGUAAGAAAGAAAAUGCAAACUUGGGUAAGAAUUCAACCACGGGCUUCCUUACGAAUGCCUAGUUAAUGCCUAAGAGAUUUCAUUCAACGUUCGGUGUUCUUUAUGUGACGCGGCCAGCUUUGGCGAUUGCCUCCUACUCCAUGGGCGCCUGGUCGCUGCCUAGAUGACGCCAUGACAACUAUGUUUUCAAUACCUAUAGAGUAUAGAGUCAAAAUUAGUUUCUCUAUUUCAGGGUAGUUGUGUCUAUAAUGUUUUAAUGAAACACAAGAUUUAUUCCAUAAUAAACAUGUACUUCAUACUUGAAUGCUUCAACUGAGUUUCUGUAAGUGAACAGCUAUUGGAUUGGUAUGGGUAAUCUGCCUACAAACAUCCAUUUGGAUGAACCUGGUGACAUACCUUCUAGAGUGGUUGAGUAGCUUUAAGUACCCUUUAUCAUGUUCUAUGUACACACAUGAUUCAUAAAUACAUGAUAUGUAUGUAUAUGCAUGUAUGUAAAUGUGUGCGUGUGAGUGUAAUAAUAUCCUUGUCGGGGUUAUAACUAUAACAUCAAUGUCAUAAAUAUAAAUAUAUAUAUGGAUGCACGUGAAGAUUAGUUUGGUAAACAUAUCCCGAGAUCUGCUGUUGGCGUACCAGAGUCUUGGGGUGGUAUGUGGAGAUUUGAGCACGUCACCUCUUUAUGUCUAUCAAAGUAUAUUUGUGGAAAUGUUGCGGAAGCAUCAAACUCCUGAUGCAAUAUUUGGCACCUUCUCAUUGAUCUUUUGGACACUUACGCUGAUGCCUUUGCUCAAAUAUGUAGUCGUCAUGCUUAGUGCAGAUGACAAUGGUGAAGGUGGGAGCUUUGCUCUAUACUCUGCUCUGUAGACAUGCAAAGCUUAAUCUACUUCCCAAUUAACAAGCUGCUGAUGAGGAGCUAUCUACUUACAAAUAUGGCUCCACUAGGCUUUCUGCGUCAUCUUUACCAUUGAAGCGGUUUAUAGAGAGGCAUAAAAAAGCACGGAUGAUUUUAUUCCUUGUUGUAUUGCUAGGGGCUAGCAUGGUCAUUGGUGACGGUGUGCUCACUCCUGCAAUAUCAGUUUUAUCAUCUGUUUGUGGGAUUCAAGAUGCUGCUGAAAGCUUGCCUAAUGGUGCUGUCCUGCUCAUUACUUGCAUUAUAUUGGUUGGUCUAUUUGCUCUUCAGCAUGUUGGUACCCACAGAGUAGCUUUCUUGUUUGCACCAAUAGUAUCAAUCUGGUUGAUUUCAAUUUUUUCCCUUGGGUUGUACAAUACAAUAGUUUGGAAUCCAAAAAUUGUGUCUGCUCUUUCUCCGUAUUAUAUCAUCAAGUUUUUUCGGCAUACCGGAAAAGAUGGAUGGAUUUCGCUUGGAGGAGUGCUCCUAUCUGUAACAGGGACUGAAGCUAUGUUUGCAAAUCUUGGCCAUUUCAAUUCUUUCUCAAUGAGGUUUGCAUUUGUACUUGGCGUGUAUCCUUGUUUAGUGGUACAAUACAUGGGGCAGGCUGCUUUUCUGUCCAAAAACAUUGCUUCAGUACCAAAUAGUUUUACGAUUCAGUUCCUGAUGGUGCGCACUGGCCAGUUUUUGUUAUUGCCACCCUUGCAGCUAUUGUUGCCAGUCAGUCAAUUAUCACUGCUACGUUCUCUAUCAUCAAGCAAUGUAAUGCACUUGGAUGCUUCCCAAGAGUCAAGAUUGUUCACACGUCAAAGCAUAUCUACGGCCAGAUUUAUAUACCUGAAAUAUAUUGGAUAUUCAUGAUUCUUACUCUGUUAGUGGCCAUUGGUUUCCAGGAUGUAACUUUAAUUGGAAAUGCAUAUGGACUAGCAUGCAUGACAGUUAUGUUCAUCAUGACGUUUCUGAUGUCACUCAUCACCGUGUUUGUCUGGGGAAGAAACCCCAUAUAUGCCGCCGCCUUCCUCUUCUUCUUUUGUUUCAUUGAACUUGUCUACCUUUCAGCAUCAGUCAUUAAAAUCCCUCAGGGUGGGUGGGUAUCUCUUGUCCUCUCCCUAGUAUUCCUGUUCGUCAUGUUCGUCUGGCACUAUGGGAUCCGCAAGAAGUACACAUUCGAUCUCCACAACAAAGUCCCACUGAAAUGGCUACUCGGCCUAGGACCCACACUCGGCAUCGUCCGAGUCCCAGGGAUCGGCCUCGUUUACUCAGAACUUGCAACAGGAGUCCCCUCCAUAUUCUCCCACUUCGUGACUAACCUUCCUGCCUUUCACAGUGUACUCGUUUUUGUGUGUGUAAAGUAUGUCCCCGUCCCUUACGUUUCACCUGAGGAAUGGUUCCUUAUUGGACGGGUCUGCCCGAGACCAUACCGUAUGUACCGGUGCAUCAUUAGGUACGGGUACAAGGACACAGAGAAAUGAUGGAGACUUUGAGAAUCAGCUUAUACACAGCACAGCGGCUUUCAUUCAGAUGGAGUCCAUCGAACCUCAGGUAUCAAGCUCUGAGAGUUCUUCUUUUGAUGGGAGGAUGGCAGUUAUAAGCAGCACUCAGUCUGGCGGCUCUGCUUUGAUGGUUGUACGUGAUGACAAAGAAAAUUUGCAAUGCAGCAGCAGCAAAUCAGCAACCCUUCAGAGCCUGAGGUCUGCUUACUUUGACGAGAACUUUGUCAUCUAGCGCAUUCAGAUACCAGUGUGACCAAGGUUAAAAAACAUUGUCUGAUCACCCUACGUCCCAGGAAGUCAACAUUCACAAGUCUCCUCACAUGGGAAGCUAAAAUAGCUUUUCCCAUGGGGUGAAAAAUUCUAGGUACGCCACACUCUAACAUUCCAUAGGAUGUAUCAUACGGGAGUCGAGUGAAAGUGUAGGCGGUAGGUGGUUCAUUUUUGACAGUAUGGAAGACCUUUCUCAUAAGGUCUUCGGGCAUAUCAUUGAAAUAGUAAACGUGACCCUUCCCCUCAAAGCCGACUAGAUAGAGGUCAGUGUUUUUGCAUAUAAUCCUUAUUUUUUCACCUGUCGAGAGCCCUAGAUCUAUGAAGACUAUGUCCUCAAUGGUAGGAUCAAGUGGCCUUACAUCUUCCUUUAGGCAAGGUAUACCCAAUCCAUUAUUUGAGGGAGGUGAGGGAGAUGGUUAUGUGGCCCUCCUAGACCGUCUUUUGACUCUUUUCCUAGACCGUAUUCUAGGCAUGAUCGGAAGAGAAAUGGAGGGGGAAGAGAAAUGGGGGCUGAAAGAGAAAUGGAGGCUGGAAGAGGUCAGUCUAGAAUACAGUCUAGGCUGGUAGAGAAUAUGGUCUCCAUUUCUCUUCCAGCCCCCAUUUCUCUUCCCCCUCCAUUUCUCUUCCGAUCAUGUCUAGAAUACGGUCUAGGAAAAGAGUCAAAACACGGUCUAGGAGGGCCACAUAACCACCUCCCUCACCUCCCUCAAAUAAUGGAUUGGGUAUACCUUGCCUAAAGGAAGAUGUAAGGCCACUUGAUCCUACCAUUGAGGACAUAGUCUUCAUAGAUCUAGGGCUCUCGACAGGUGAAAAAAUAAGGAUUAUAUGCAAAAACACUGACCUCUAUCUAGUUGGCUUUGAGGAGAAGGGUCACGUUUAUUAUUUCAAUGAUAUGACCGAAGACCUUAUGAGAAGGGUCUUCCAUACUGUCAAAAACGAACCACCUAUCGCCUACACUUUCACUCGACUCCCGUAUGAUACAUCCUAUGGAACGUUAGAGUGUGGCGUACCUAGAAUUUUUCACCCCAUGGGAAAAGCUAUUUUAGCUUCCCAUGUGAGGAGACUUGUGAAUGUUGACUUCCUGGGACGUAGGGUGAUCAGACAAUGUUUUUUAACCUUGGUCACACGAGAAUUUUGUUACUUUAUACUCUUUUCGUCACUUUUCCUUUUGAUCAAUUAUUUUGUCGUUUCUGUUAUUUCUCUUUCCUCUGCACAAAUCUCAAUCACAUAGUGUUUAUUUUAUUAUUCUUCGUGCCGGUCAACUUUGGCAAAGUUUUAAGGAACAGAAGUAGUAUAAUAUAAGGAUAAACUUUUAACCUUCAUAUCAUUAUAAUUAUUUUUAUUGUUGUUUUUAUUAUUAUUAAUACUACUAUUAUUAUAUGCAUUUGUAUUACUGUAGCAGUAUGGCAAGUAACUAAAAUACUAAAUACGUACUUCCAAUUUUCAUAAAUUACCUUUCCAUUAUGCAAUAAACUUUAUUUGAGUGGCACUUUUAACGAAGUGAGCAGGGUAAGUA
Cuscuta epithymum is the source of this 6005-nucleotide messenger RNA. NCBI's taxonomy places the organism in Eukaryota, Viridiplantae, Streptophyta, Magnoliopsida, Solanales, Convolvulaceae. The record is from the annotation of a GenBank genome assembly.